Messenger RNA from Drosophila elegans, 2420 nucleotides. RefSeq names its product nuclear hormone receptor HR78 (gene Hr78). The record is from RefSeq and is a predicted model, not a curated record. The transcript has 5 exons. NCBI's taxonomy places the organism in Eukaryota, Metazoa, Arthropoda, Insecta, Diptera, Drosophilidae. Gene Ontology annotation, molecular function: nuclear receptor activity; zinc ion binding; RNA polymerase II cis-regulatory region sequence-specific DNA binding. The coding region runs from base 246 to 2048 and encodes 600 amino acids. Gene Ontology annotation, biological process: regulation of transcription by RNA polymerase II; anatomical structure development; cell differentiation.
GUCACACUACUGACAAGUCAAUUGGAACAAAAAGAUUUUCUGCCGUGAGAAAAGCUUCCAAAAAGGUUUUAAGUGCCUAAAAAUAGUUAAACUAAUCGGAAAUUGUAUAGAAAGAAACAAGUGCCUCGUAAAAGUGUUACCUUAAAAGUGCGAGGAUGGUGAUAGCAAAAGUUCAAUAAGAAUUUACAAAAAGCCAAUAUUUUUUACUGUUUACGACUAUUAUUUUGCCGGCUGCUGUAGCGACAAUGGACGGCGUUAAGGUUGAGGCGUUCAUCAAGAGCGAAGAAAGCCGAGCGAUGCCCCUGCUGGGUGGCGGCGGUUCAUCCGGAGGCACUUCGAUCGCUGGAGGCGGCGUGGGACUGGGAGCCGGAGCGUCUGCCACGCUGAGCGUGGAGCUGUGCCUGGUGUGCGGAGAUCGCGCCUCUGGGCGGCACUACGGGGCCAUCAGCUGCGAGGGCUGCAAGGGCUUCUUCAAGCGCUCGAUCCGCAAGCAGCUGGGCUACCAAUGCCGCGGGGCCAUGAACUGCGAGGUCACCAAGCACCACCGGAAUCGGUGCCAGUUCUGCCGCCUGCAGAAGUGCCUGGCCAGCGGCAUGCGAAGUGAUUCUGUGCAGCACGAGAGGAAACCGAUUGUGGACAGAAAGGAGGGCCUCAUCGCCGCCGCUAGUGGCUCAUCCACAUCCGGCGGUGGAGGCAGCUCCUCCACCUACCUCUCCGGCAAGUCCGGCUAUCAACAGGGCCGCGGCAAGGGGCACAGUGUCAAGGCCGAGGCCGCGGCCACGCCCCCAGUGCACAGCACGCCAGCAACGCCUUUCAAUUUGAACGAGAAUCUAUUCCCAAUGGGACUGAAUUUUGCAGAGCUAACGCAGACAUUGAUGUUUGCCACCCAACAGCAGCAGCAGCAGCAACAGCAGCAGCAGGGUGGCAGCUACUCUCCAGAUCUUCCAAAGCCAGAUCCCGAGGAUGACGAGGACGACUCAAUGGACAACAGCAGCACGCUGUGCCUGCAGCUGUUGGCCAAUAGCGCCAGCAAUAACAACUCGCAGCAUCUUAAUUUCAAUGCCGGAGAAGCACCCAGCACACUGCCCACCACCUCGACGAUGGGCCUCAUCCAGACCUCGCUGGACAUGCGGGUCAUCCAUAAGGGACUGCAGAUCCUGCAGCCCAUACAAAAUCAGCUGGAGAGGAGUGGCAAUCUAAGUGUGAAGCCUGAAUGCGAUUCAGAGGCGGAGGACAGUGGCACCGAAGAUGCCGCCGAUACCGAACUGGAGCACAUGGACCUGGACUUUGAGUGCGGUGCCAAUCGAAGCGGUGGCGGUGACUUUGUGGUCAAUGAGGCGCUCUUCGAACAGGAUCUUUUGACGGAUGUGCAGUGCGCUUUUCAUGUCCAGCCACCGACCUUGGUUCAUUCGUAUUUGAAUAUUCAUUAUGUGUGUGAAACGGGCUCGAGGAUUAUCUUUCUCACGAUCCACACGCUUCGAAAGGUUCCCGUUUUCGAGCAACUGGACGCCCAUGGCCAAGUGAAGCUCCUGAGGGGAGCCUGGCCAGCUCUGAUGGCUGUAGCUUUGGCUCAAUGCCAGGGACAGCUGUCGGUGCCGACCAUUAUUGGGCAAUUCAUACAGAGCACUCGCCAACUGGCGGAUAUCGAUAAGAUCGAACCGCUGAAGAUCUCCAAGAUGGCCAAUCUCAUCAGGACCCUGCACGACUUUGUCCAGGAGCUCCAGUCGCUGGAGGUCACGGAUCUGGAGUUCGGCCUACUACGGCUUAUCUUACUCUUCAAUCCCUCGCUCUUGCAGCAGCGCAAGGAGCGCCAGCUGCGAGGAUAUGUCCGAAGGGUCCAGCUAUACGCCUUGUCCAGUUUGAGGCGGCAGGGGGGAAUCGGAGGAGGAGAGGAGCGCUUCAAUGUGCUGGUAGCUCGUCUACUUCCACUGAGCAGUCUGGAGGCGGAGGCCAUGGAGGAGCUGUUCUUCGCCAAUUUGGUGGGUCAGAUGCAGAUGGAUGCCCUGAUUCCGUUCAUCCUGAUGACCAGCAAUACCAGUGGACUGUAGGUGGAAAUAAGAACAGGGGGAACCGGGGGCAGGCAACAAUGCUGAGCCGCCCAAAAGCAAGACUGAUGAUGGACCAAGUGCGGGCAAUACACUUAGCAAUUAGGCAAAUCCCGAUAAAAUAUAUAUAUAAUAUUCUUUAGCAGACAAUAUUCUAAAGCAAAACCUUGGGUUUAUUGUUGUUCACAGAUUAAAUGGAAUCGAUUUCCCAAUAAAAGCGAAUAUGUUUUUUUUUUAAUGAGUGUUAAGCGAUCCGUUACUAGUUUUAAGAUUGCGUAUAUUUUGUAUUGCCUUUUAAUUUUAUUACAAAAAUAAUUUUGAUAAGUUGUAAACUAUCCAGAUCAAUAAAUUCUUUCCAUAAAGGAAUUCAUGUAA